This is a messenger RNA of Cloeon dipterum, 1351 nucleotides long. RefSeq lists its product as uncharacterized. NCBI's taxonomy places the organism in Eukaryota, Metazoa, Arthropoda, Insecta, Ephemeroptera, Baetidae. The coding region runs from base 161 to 697 and encodes 178 amino acids. The record is from RefSeq and is a predicted model, not a curated record. The transcript is spliced from 7 exons.
CGCAUGCAGUAGGCGGCGCCCUCGGCUCCGCCGCUCUCGGCACGAGGCUGCAGCUUCAGUCACAUCAUGUGCACCAGGCCAGAGCCAGCAACCCUCUGCCGCUAGAGCCCCAACCACCCCUCACUCAAGGUUAAGAGCGGUGAACGUACAUCUCAGCAAAAUGAGACCUCCGCUGGUCGGACCGUACACGGUGUUGGCUCAGGAUACAAAAGGGUGCUUCCACCUGCACGCGAGGACUGCCGCCAUUACAGCCGCCAUUUACACGACGAGUAUCUCCAUACUGGUGGUGCUAAUCUACAGCUGGCGGAUCAGCGUCAACCAGGCCAAAUUCACCGAGCUCGAGGACGUCUAUUAUGGUGUACAAAUUGCCUACUUCGCGAUUAUUGGCACUCAACUCUUUAUGAUGCUGCUCAGCGUUGUUCUGCUCGUCGGAGUGCUUAAGGAGAAGGCCGGCCUGGUGGCUCCCUGGAUUAUGGGCUGCGUGGCUUUCUUGGCUCUCGAGGCGGUCGCCAUGGUUUAUUCAAAUGUCCUCAGAGACCACGUAAACAGGCAAUUCGACGCCAUCUGCAAAGCCGAGGUGGUAUUCUAUUUGUGCAGAGCCGUGUUAAGCGUUGUGGCCCUGAGCGGCGUGAUGCGGUUCUACCACCUGAUGAAGGCGGGCGUCACGUGGAAGGGGCCUGAGUCGAUCGAGCUCUGAGGCCGGCGGCGCGGAAGUUGCGGAAGUGACUGUUCGCUUCUCUCUUCCACCAGCCACUCGUCGGGACCCCAGCCCGUCUAAUAGCUAACCUGAUGUUGAGUGUGCGCUUCUGGACAAUGGACCUGACCCCGAGUAUGACUCAGGUGCACCUACAUAUCGAUGUUCCUCAAUGUUCUACAAGAAUGACGUUCCAAAUACCGAAAAAUGGUUAAAUCAUAUCAGUUUUAAAUUAGAUCUUUUUAAAUUGGAACUCAGAAUCCGUUUUGAAAAUUUGUUCAAUAAAUAUUUCUUCAAAAUCAGGCACCAUGCCUGAGUCGAAAUACCGUCGCACGGACGCACACGCAGAAAUAAGCAUUUGAUUACUGUCGCGAUUGAAUGUUGGAGCGGAAUGAGCGAAAAUGUUAAUAAAAUUGAAUAUGCUGCGCCACGUGAGUAUGCAACAAAGCCAGAGAAUAUUUUGUAACGGCCAGAGUGACAGAAAACGUGCUCGAGUGUCGACAGAGAGAAAUUUAUUUUGGAAUUAUAAUUUUCUAUAAUUGAGCGCAAAGAAGUAGCAGUUGUGAGAGGUAUAUUGUGAAAAAAGCAGAAUUUCAGUGUUGUUAUAGAUGUCACUGCAAUUAAAUAGUCUCCUUUGUGGAAUAUCACGCUUGGAGA